AUGCCAAGUCGAGCAAUCGUGAAUAAAUUGAAAGUAUGUGCAGUUCCAUCUGAACUAAAAAGAUUAAAUAAUCUUGAAAAACAUUUAAUUGCUUUAAGAUUACCUUUUAUGAAAAUUGUAAAUUUAACAUCAGGCAAACUAUCAAGUAGAUUGGCACAAAAAGGUACUAAAGGACCACUUCAUUGUGUACCAUCAGAUGUGCAAGAUACUGUAACCACAUUGCCUCGUCCAGUUGAUAAAUCUAUGAUGGUCCGAUUACAAUUGAAACGACGACUAAAAUAUAAAGCUGUAUGGGAAGAACAAUUAAUAAAUCCAAGUGAUGUUAGAGAUGCACUGUGUGUUUUAAAUAAGAUGCAUCCCGGGUAUAAAAACAUUAAGAUAAAUGAAAUUGAUGAAACUUAUCUUAUGUCUGAUCUAGAAAAAAGUGUCGAAAAUAACAGUGAAACAGUAGUUGAAACAAUGGAUGUUGACACAAUUUCAGAAGAAAAUAUUAUUGAAGAAACACAAGUAUCUAAUGAAAAUCGUCUAAAAGCAUUAGCAUUAGGUGAUAUUGAUAAUAGUAUCAAUAGUGAUGAAGAAAUCGAUGAAGAUGAUAAAGAUAUUCGUACUAAAUAUAAUAUUGGUACAGAUUCAUGUACUCAACCAUGUGAUUUUAAUGAUUUUUUAGUCUUUGAUAAAGAACCAUGUGUAGUAGCACCAGCUGAAAAAAAUAAAUUGAGUUCAUUAUUAACAGAUAAAACAAUUGAAGGUUUAGCCUUUCCUCAUUUAUUUCCAGAUGGACAAGGCUCAUAUGAUGAAGAACGUGAAAUUGAUCUAAAAUGGAAAGAAUAUUGUAAAGCACGUCUAUUCUCAUCAGAUUCUCGUUUUGCUGCUGAUUCAAGUUAUAUCUUUUAUCUACAGUAUUUAGGUGACUUAAAACAAGUGUAUUCCGGAAUCAAUAUCGCUUUCCGAAAAAAGUUACCAAUGAGUGCCAAACAAAGUUUGGAUGAAAUACAAAUGAAAUUUCUAAUGAAUAAAGAUAUGAUAUAUCGUCAUUUGCAAUCAGUUCGAGGUAGUCCACAAUAUUGGCAUCAACGUCUAAAAGAUCUAUUCGGAAUGACACGCCAAUUAGGCUUUCCAACUUUCUUUAUUACAUUGUCAUGUGCCGAUCUACGUUGGAAAGAAUUUGUUGAUACAUUUAUACGUCAUACAGGACUUCCAGUUAAAGAAUCAUAUACAUUUGAAGAAAAGACAAAACUUUUACGA
Molecule: messenger RNA, 1245 nt
Organism: Rotaria sordida
Lineage: Eukaryota; Metazoa; Rotifera; Eurotatoria; Philodinida; Philodinidae
Source: the annotation of a GenBank genome assembly